Molecule: messenger RNA, 1582 nt
Organism: Notolabrus celidotus (New Zealand spotty)
Lineage: Eukaryota; Metazoa; Chordata; Actinopteri; Labriformes; Labridae
Gene: c1h1orf74
Product: chromosome 1 C1orf74 homolog
Exons: 3
Coding region: 603-1403 (266 amino acids)
Source: RefSeq, a predicted model, not a curated record
GCUUUAGGACACGCCGUACCCGUGUUACAUCACAUGUGUUCCCCUUCCUUUCUACCCCCCUCGUUUCUGUGGCUGUCGGUCCUUCGUACAUUAGCAAGAUGAGCGGAUCUAACGGCAAAAAAAAGCUCUUCGUCGGGUGUAGUGGACUGGAUAAGUUCAGCUUGUCGGUUCGCGACGGACAGAAAUGACUUCAGGAGGAAUCUUCUGGUCAACCUGGGCUUGUUUGCAGCUGGUGUUUGGGUUGCAAGAAAUCUCUCAGAUUUUGACCUGAUGUCUCCUCAGCCUGUUACAUAACCUCAUUAAAACACAUCACCACCAACAUUGGGAUGAUGGUUUCUUGGACCAACAAAAGAGCAAAGGACGUGAAUGAAACUUUUAUGACUACUUACACUUCAAAAACAAAUCAUGUUGUCGACCUGAAUUAGCCUCCCUGCUUGAUGUCGUUUUAGUUGGACUAAAGAGAUAUAAUUACAUCAAAUCAACAUCCUUUUUUUGUGUUGUCAUUAGCCCAUUGAUUCUGAAAGAUCUUUAAGAGAAAGUUCAGUCUUAUAUAAUAUUUAUUUUGGUAUAUUUGAAUCUGAUAUUGUGUGACUUCCUCUGCUAUGUCGGCUCAUGAUAUUUUUGUCACUGCGGCUCGUAAAUGCUUGUCCGCUGGCAGAAAAUCUCUGUCUGCCUCUCAGAGUCUGGACCUGGCAGCUCAGGUUUUGGCCUUAGAUUUGGGUUUGAAACCAGCUUUGUUGUAUGACAGCAACGGUGCGAGUGCAGGUCAGGUGCAGCAGUAUUUGAGCUCUUUGCAGUCUUCCCAGCUUCUAUCCAAAUCCCUCUUCACACUGGAUUUAAAUGGAAACACUCUUAUUGUGAAUCCAGCUGCGGCCAGAUUGAACGUGGAGCAGCUGAUAAUACAUUACGGAAACGUGGCUGUGAUUGACAUCUGCCACUCACUGGAGAAGCCCACCAUUGCUGACCCUAUGAGAACAGAGCUGAAGAGCAUGACACAGGGUUUACUUCUUCUCCUCAGAGAGAUGGAACACCUGAGAGAGAAGGCUAAAGAACCUCAUUACACUGUUGGAGAUGAAUCAGAGGAAUGGAAUCUGUGCACAGUGUUUGGCCUCUUAUUGGGUUACCCUGUCACAUACUGGUUUGAUCAGACCAAGAGCUUUGAAAACUGUCUGUCCAUGACUCCCCUGAGUGUGACUACAGCUUCAGCAACAUGGCAGGCUGACACGUUCGACCACAGAUGUUGUCUGUACUCCUUCAGUGUCCCCACUGUUUUGUUUGAAGACGUGCAGUCAAAGCUGGAAAACUGGAGUCUUUGUUUACACGAGAGAUUUCAGCAGCAAAAUAUCCUGAAGGAUCUCACCUUUUGUCAGUCCACAGUCACUCUGCCCUCAGUCUGUUUAUGAUGCUACCAUAUGUUUGUCUUUGAACUAAACUGUUAGAGAAUGAGUUUUACUUUGUUACUUCUUUGAACUCCAUUAAAUCAGCUGUUUAUCUCUGAAUGUGCAGUUGUGUUGAGUCCAUGACAGACAUGUACAACCUGUAUUAUGACGGAAAAAACAAAUUAAAGUGACAUAUAUUUAAA